AUGUUUUCCGAUGGGACUGAGAAUACAAUAAAUGUUCAAACCUGGUCUGAAUACGGAAAAACACGAUUCAGGGAUAGCCUUGUUACUAAUGAAGAAUCAGUUUUACUGGAGAAGGUAAUUAUCCAAGUCAGACAGACGCAUUGGGUUGCGUUAUCAAGAAUUUGGGCCACUUGGGAUGAUAAUGAGAAGACACUGUUCAGAGAAAUAUACGGCGACCUAGUAGAGCUGCUCAGAGUUCCAAUAGACGAAGUGGUUGUUCGAACCCUGGCCGAGUGUUGGAAUCCAGCUUACAGGUGUUUCACGUUCGGUAAAGUAGAUAUGACCCCUACCUUGGAGGAGUAUACGGCUUUACUGAAUAUCCCAAAUAUCAGAAGACAUUCUAUUUACACCAAGGUGAUCCGACCUAAGGGAUUCAUUACCAAGAUGAUCAUGCUGACCGAGAAGACCAAGGAAUGGGUCGUAGAGUAUAUUCGUGAUGAGGGAAUCUCUUGGCCUCAACUGAAAAGUUUGAUUUAUGAGCAGACUCCAUCAAAAAGAAGAAUAGAUCACUUUGCACUUGCAUUAUAUGGCUUGUGUAGACGAUUGGGGGAAGGUCAGUUCACCGGAUAUGCCUCAUUGUUACUAGUUUGGUGGUGGAACCACUCUUGGAUAGUCGAGAAAGGUUGGGCUCGGAGACAUCAAUCGAAUUUUUCGCCUCUAGUGAACUUCCUCAGCAAGUCUCAAAUACCAGAGCAUCCCAAGAGGAAGGAAUGGGUUGAAGCUCUCCGUAACAUAAAAGAUACUGAGAUAGUAUGGAAGGCUUACUGGUUACCCAAAGAAGACAUACUUUUCAGAUGCGGCAACGAUAGUUUUAUAAUGCUACACGGGUUAUGGGGAGCGAUCGGGUAUACUCCGCUAAUUGCACUCAGACAGUUCAGUACCCUACAAUUCGUACUCGCUACCCACGGCCUGAAGGAGGCGGAGUUUUCUUUCUCCACUCCAGGUUACCGAGAGCGGAUUUCAAAGAUUUAUAUGGCUUGGCUUGAACCUCACUGCAUGAGCUUCAAGAUAAUAGAGCAUGUAUUCACGCCGGCCUACGAGGUUUGGAGGUUGCAAAUGAUUAAUAACAACACGUCGAAGCCAAAUUUAGAAGAUGAGUUGACUAUGGAGGAGCGAUUGAAGAGGCUCCCAACAGAGGCUGAAUUGUUAAGAGAGGAAAUGCAACUGAUAAAUAUGGAGAAAGAAAAAGAAAAUAGAAAGUUCUCAGAUGAGAAGACAAUGUGGGAGCUCGAGCUGAUUAAGAAAGAUUGA
This is a messenger RNA of Hibiscus syriacus, 1290 nucleotides long. RefSeq lists its product as uncharacterized. Bases 1 to 1290 code for a protein of 429 amino acids. Lineage: Eukaryota; Viridiplantae; Streptophyta; Magnoliopsida; Malvales; Malvaceae. The record is from RefSeq and is a predicted model, not a curated record. The transcript is spliced from 2 exons.